AAGCUGUUCAACAAUACUGUUGUACUCUCUGGUAGCCCAGCACUUAACUUCAAGGUGCGCCCGCUGCGUUCUCCCAACCGCACCAUUCUUCGGCUCCCGUCCCUAAUGACUACUCUGUUCCCCCGCCUGCGCUACCACGCUCAAACCGUCGUUCUCUUCACAAUCUCCGACCUGAAAACUAUCUUUUUCCCCAUUUCCGUAUUUGCAUGUGCCACGGCGCCAUUGCACUCCGCGCCACGACUUCUAUGGGGUUUUAUGUGGAUAUGGAUGCAUCAGCUCAUGUGCAACAUCUCGAAUCAGUCUAAGGGCGCGGCGGAGGACGCGAUAAAUAAACCGUGGCGUCCUCUGCCCGCAGGCCGUAUCACAGAGCCCCAAGCCACUGCCCUUCGGUGGAUCUCCGUGGGCUUAUGUGCGUGGUGGUCGGCGAUGUACGGUCCGGACCUUGUACUUCCGACCUUGAUGCUUUUCAUCACGACAUUCCUCUACGACGAGCUCGGCCUUGCGGGCCACUAUAUUGGAAAGAACUUCUGCAACAUCGGAGGCUACACCAGUCUCGAAAUUGGUGCCACGAAGAUUAUGGGUGCUAGCCGGGAGAUAGACUAUAUCUCCACCACUGCAGUGUGCAUAAGUGGCGCCUUAAUAUUCACGACAAUACAGGCACAGGACUUCGCAGAUGUAGAGGGAGAUAAACAGCUUGGACGGGUUACACUCCCCAUAUAUGCCCCGGAGUUCUCUCGCGCAUUCACGCUGGGAGCCCUCAUCGGGUGGUCUAUCUUCCUGAGCUGGUUCUGGCACAUAGGACCCUUAUGUGCCAUCGGAUUCAUUGGCAUGGGCACUUUCGUCGGCCUCCGCUAUUAUACGCGCAGAACUGAAGCAGAAGACCGCGAGUCAUAUGUCUUCUACAAUAUAUGGCUCAUGAUAGUACAUGUGCUACCCCUGAACGCCAGGACCGGGUUCAUUCGAUUUUGAGACGUCGUUUCGUCGAUUCUUCGAAUCAGAGCUGUUUGUUUUCUUGCGCUUCCCGACCUCCUACUCUGCACACAAGAAAAACG
Molecule: messenger RNA, 1052 nt
Organism: Phanerochaete carnosa HHB-10118-sp
Lineage: Eukaryota; Fungi; Basidiomycota; Agaricomycetes; Polyporales; Phanerochaetaceae
Exons: 4
Coding region: 106-969 (287 amino acids)
Cellular component (GO): membrane
Molecular function (GO): transferase activity, transferring alkyl or aryl (other than methyl) groups
Source: RefSeq, a predicted model, not a curated record